Molecule: messenger RNA, 2453 nt
Organism: Melanotaenia boesemani (Boeseman's rainbowfish)
Lineage: Eukaryota; Metazoa; Chordata; Actinopteri; Atheriniformes; Melanotaeniidae
Gene: tfa
Product: transferrin-a
Exons: 17
Coding region: 93-2162 (689 amino acids)
Biological process (GO): antibacterial humoral response; iron ion transport
Cellular component (GO): early endosome; recycling endosome; plasma membrane
Source: RefSeq, a predicted model, not a curated record
CUCUUGGCCCGGUCCAAUCGGGAAUGCUAUAAAAACCAGAGCUACCUCCCAGACAUUCUGCUCUGCCGGACAGGAGACUCCCACUGCCCAACAUGAAGCCUCUCCUCCUUGUGGCAUUGUUCGGGUGCUUCGCCGCUGUGUUCGCGGCCCCUGCUGAGAAGGUGAGAUGGUGCGUAAAGUCGGAACAAGAACUUCAGAAAUGUUCUGCUCUUGCAGCCGCAGCUCCCACCUUCUCCUGUGUGAGAAAAGAAAACACCCUGGAGUGCAUUGUUGCAAUUAAGGCUGGUGAAGCAGAUGCUAUAACUGUGGAUGGAGGGGACGUUUACACAGCUGGACUGUCCAACUAUGACCUGCAGCCCAUCAUUGCUGAGGACUAUGGCUCCUCUUCAGAAACCUGCUACUAUGCUGUUGCUGUUGUGAAGAAGGGAACAGGAUUUGGCCUCAAAGACCUCAAGGGAAAGAAAUCAUGCCAUACUGGUUUGGGAAAAUCUGCAGGCUGGAACAUUCCCAUUGGAACUUUGGUGUCCAUGGAUAUAAUUCAGUGGGCCGGCAUUGAGGACAAACCUGUGGAGGAAGCGGUGAGCAGCUUCUUCCAGGCCAGCUGUGUCCCCGGAGCAACCAGGGGCUCCAAGCUGUGUGAACUUUGCAAAGGAGAUUGCUCCAGGUCACAAAAGGAGCCUUACUAUGAUUACUCCGGAGCCUUUCAGUGUCUGGCAGAGGAUAAAGGAGAAGUGGCUUUUGUGAAGCAUCUCACUGUACCUGAUUCUGAAAAGUCCAAGUACGAGCUGCUGUGCAAGGAUAACACCAGAGCACCUAUUGACAACUAUAGAAACUGCCACUUGGCCAAAGUGCCAGCUCAUGCUGUUAUCACCCGCAAGGACCCACAGCUGGCUGACUUGAUCUGGAAAAGCCUCACCUCAGUUCAGAACUUCGAGCUCUUCUCAUCUGAGGCCUAUGCUCCUGCCAAAAACCUGAUGUUCAAGGAUUCAACCCAAAAACUGGUGCAGGUGCCCCCAAACACAGACUCCUUCCUGUAUCUUGGUGCUGAAUACAUGAGUAUCAUCCGCUCCCUGAGGAAAGAGCAGACCCCAGACCCUGCAUCCUCAGCCAUUAAAUGGUGUGCUGUAGGCCAUGCUGAGACCGCAAAGUGUGACACGUGGAGCAUCAACAGCAUGAGCGGUGAUACCACCUCCAUCGAAUGCCAAAACGCUCUGACAGUUGAGGAGUGCCUAAAAAAGAUUAUGCGUAAAGAGGCAGAUGCAAUGGCAGUAGAUGGAGGACAGGUGUACACUGCUGGGAAGUGUGGCCUAGUUCCUGCCAUGGUUGAACAGUAUGAAUCAGAACUGUGCACUUCUUCAGGCACAGCCUCCUCUUACUAUGCUGUUGCUGUGGUAAAGAAGAGUUCAGGAGUGACCUGGGCAAAUCUAAAGGGAAAGAGGUCGUGCCACACAGGCAUUGGCAGAACUGCUGGCUGGAACAUCCCUAUGGGUCUGAUCUAUAAUGAAACUAAAGACUGUGACUUCACCAAGUACUUCAGCAGUGGCUGUGCCCCUGGAGCAGACCUUGCCUCACCAUUCUGCACUCGGUGUAAAGGCAGUGGCAAAUCUGUGGGAGAUGAGGCCAAGUGCAAACCCAAUGCCGAUGAGCAAUAUUAUGGCUAUGCUGGAGCAUUUAGAUGUCUGGUUGAGGAUGGUGGUGACGUUGCCUUCAUCAAACACACAAUUGUUGGAGAAAAUAGUGGUGGUAAGGGUCCUGAAUGGGCUCGUGGUGUGAAUUCUGAUGACUACCAGCUGCUCUGUCCUGGCAAGGAUCCAGCACCAGUCAGUGACUACGCUGAAUGUAACUUGGCUAUUGUGCCAGCACACGCAGUGGUGACCCGUCCAGAGAGCCGCAGCGAAGUGGUCCGCAUCCUCCAGGUUCAACAGACCAUGUUCGGACCCAGUGGCAGUGAUUCCUCAUUCAAGCUGUUCCAGUCAGAUAAUGGAAAGAACCUCCUCUUUAAGGACUCCACCAAGUGUCUCCAAGAGGUUCCACCUGGAAAAUCUUUUGAGCAGUUUUUGGGACCAGAAUAUGUAUCUGCCAUUACCGGACUCAGAGAGUGCAGUGACACUGCCUCAGAUCUGGAGAAAUCUUGCACUUUCCAUUCCUGUCAGCAAGCCUAAAGGUGGUGUGGACCAUGCAGUGUUUCAACAGAUCUCAGUGAUUCGUUCACUCACUCACACUUCCUACAUUUGACACCCAAACUGCACUGUUUAGUUAUAAGUGAUCUUUUUGUAGGUCGGUAUGAUCAGUAGAGAUUGCAACCCUUAAAUCAACAGUCACAAGACCAUUCAAGUCUGCAUGUGGUAAUUUUAAUGCAGCUUUAACAAAAUGUUACAAUUCCUUUCUUUCUGGAUCAACUAUGUUUUGUUAAAACGUGCCUGACUUUUCACAAAUAAAGCCUUUUAAUGCUC